AUGGAUGCUAAAGGGUGUUGGGAUCCAGGGCAUGGGCGCAAAGUGAUUUUGAUUGAACUAAAUCAAAAUAAGGCAGGAAGAGGCCAGAAUGGCUUUCAUAAUAUGCGAAAAGGCCCAUGCUCACAACCUCUUCAAUGUCCGCCAAUACGCACAUGUCAAUAUGGUGGUUAUGGCAUGUUGCUGUCGCUGGGCGCAAGCACAUGGAACAGAGUGGUGAUCAGGGCCUACAGUCUGCUUGCGGUGCUGUGGGGCACGUCAGCGAUAAGUGACAGAUGCAAAGUGGCGAUCAACAACGGCCUUUGGUAA
Messenger RNA from Ostreobium quekettii, 306 nucleotides. NCBI's taxonomy places the organism in Eukaryota, Viridiplantae, Chlorophyta, Ulvophyceae, Bryopsidales, Ostreobiaceae. The record is from the annotation of a GenBank genome assembly.